GCGUGCGCCAUGUUUGUCUUUAGGUAGCAUUUACCUGCGUCCUGUCGGAGUAAAAGUUGUGUUUUGGCUCCUUCAGCUUCUCCUGAAUUCUCCCGACGGGACGCUCAGAGCUUCGUCCUCCAUCCUGUCAGCCGACAGCCGCGGGCUUCACCGGGGCGGAGCUCCUGGACCUUCGUGCGGACCGAGACGCCCCCUUCGGAACUAAUUAGCAUUAGUUAGCCUCUGCUAAAGUCGACAGCCGGCUGCUCUCGGGAUUUUUUUAGACAAUAAAGCGUUUGCCGUAUCUCUCUGUCACCUUUAUGCUUUAUAUCUACAGAAAACUACAGUAACGAGGUCUGGAGGAGAUCCAUCCACCUUCAGAAGGAGAAGAGCAUGAGGAGAUGAAUGGAUCGAAGAUGGAAGCAGAGCAAAGAGGAGAGGACGAUCAACAGCUUCCCACUGAUGGAGACGGGACUCUUCCAGACACCAACAGUCUCUUUGCAUCAAACCAAAGCAGCACUAAGUCAAAAUGCUGUCAUCGCUGUUCAAUCUGCGGCCGCGAGUUUGAUCGUCCGUCCCGGCUGUCGGAUCACAUGAGCGCACAUGCCGGCUACAAACCGCACAGCUGCACCGUGUGCGGCAAACGUUUCACCAAGAAGGUGAACGUGGUGGUUCACCAGCGGGUUCACACCGGAGAGAAGCCGUACUCCUGCCCCGACUGCGGCGUCAGCUAUGCCCAGAUGAGCUGCCUGCGGAGGCACCGGCUGCGACACGCCGCCGAGAAACCCUACCGCUGCUCGACCUGCGACCGAGGAUUCGUCCAGCGGCGGUAUCUCAUCCAACAUGAGCGGACGCACACCGGAGAGCCGCCGUUCUCCUGUCUGCUGUGCCCCAAACGCUUCGCCUCCAAGUCGGGGCUCAGCGACCACCAAAAGACACACACAGACCAGAACCUUUACUCCUGCUCGCUCUGCGAGAAGGUUUUCUCCACACCGUCGUCUUACAGGGACCACGUGAGGCUGCACACGGGUCAGAAGCCACACACCUGCUCGCUGUGCGGCAAGAGCUUCAACCGGCCGGGCCUCCUGAAAAAACACUUGCAGAAACACAGCGAGCAAGAACAUGAGGUCGAAGCUGACAAGACGCCGCAGCUGUACACCUGCGACAUCUGCGGCCGUGUGUUCACCAGAUCGUCGCGGCUGAAGGAGCACAUCAGGUCUCACACCGGGGAGAGGCCGUACGAAUGCGACGUCUGCCAGAAGCGAUUCGCUACGCUGAGAGUGAUGAGGAAGCACCAGGAGAUCCACAGCAGGCUGAGAGGCGACGCCGCCACGACGCCGCCAGGCGACCAGAAACCAGAGAUGCUGCUCGUCCGUGUGAAGGAGGAGGAUGGAAACGAGGAGGAAGCAGAGGAGGUGGUGCAUUCAGUGAUCGACGGCGACACAGAGAAGCUCCACACCUGCUCCGUCUGCGGCAAAAGCUUCCCGAAGAUUGCCAGGCUCCGAGAUCACUUCAAGAACCACGUCAGGGAGAAGCUGCACUGCUGCUCAGUGUGCCAGAAAUUCUUCAGCACCGUCACCAGCCUGAAGGCCCACGAGAAAACCCACCUGGACGACAAGCCUCACCCCUGCAGCAUCUGCUCCGUGAGCUUCCUGAGACCCUGCCUGCUCCGCGACCACAUGAGGACUCACGCCCAGGACAGACUCACCGCAGAGCCUGCAGACAAGGUGUUGUGGUCCAAAGUGAAGAUUGAAGACCAGUAUGAAGUGACGGUGAAGGAGGAAGAGGAAGAGGUGGAAGGUGUGACUCAGCAGGUGAAGGAGGAGGAAGAGGAGAAAUGUGUGGAUGAGCAGAACUCAGAAAGCCGUUCUACCAGACCACUGCCUGGUAACCACGACAACCAGCUGUCAGAGGGAGAUGUCAGCGGGUUGAUAAACUCUGACGGAGAAGGAGAGGACUUGAGGCCGACGUUCAUCGAUCCAGACGGACGCUCAGACCCGCAGGCUGACGACAGCGGCGCUGACGGUAAAAGGAGGCACUGCUGCCCGUUGUGCGGCCGCGACUGCUUCAAGGCGUCGGCGCUGCAGAAACACCUGCGGAUCCACUCCGGCGAGCGUCCGUUCCAGUGCCCGAUCUGCAAGAAGGGCUUCAGCCAGCAGGCGCACAUGAGGGAGCACCAGAGGAUCCACACCGGAGAGCGGCCCUACACCUGCGAUGACUGCGGCAAAAGCUUCACCUUCUCCAGCGCUCUGCGCCGCCACCAGCGGCUGCACACCGACGCCCGGCCGUACCAGUGCACCAUCUGCCAGAAGACCUUCAAGCAGCAGAGCUCGCUUAAGAGCCACCAGCUGAUACACGCUGGCGUCCGCUACCAGUGUCCGCUGUGCAGCAAGAGCUUCAGCCGCGCCCUCGAGCUCACCUACCACGUCGACAUGCACUCCGACGCCCGGCCAUACUUCUGCAACAUCUGCAAGAAGAACCUGAGCGGCGCCCGCCACUUCCGCAAACACAUGAGGAAGCACGAGUCUCCGAACUCUUUGCUGUCGCGGAGGCUGCUGCCACAAGCCGAACCGGGAGAAACCAAAACUGUCGCAGAGGUCUGACUGUAAAAAAAGACACAGAAGGAAUCACUGAAGAGGCCUUUGACUUCUCAGCAGCUGUGUAGAGUACAAGUCACCUUCAGGGUGUCUGAAGCAGAGGAUGCUGAGCUUCAUCAUGUUUCAGAUGUCAUCAGUUCUGUCCAAUCAGAGGAGAAUGAACGCCUUAAAGGAGCAUUUUGGGUUUGAGAUGUUUGUGUAUCACGUGCAGAAAUGGAGUCUAGACAUUGUUAGCCUAGCUUAGCAUUAGGGCUGCAACUAUUUAUCAACUGAAUCAACUAUUUACUGCCAAUUAUGUGUUUUGAUUAAUCGGAUUAAGUCGUUUUUUUUGAAGAAAAAAAGUCUGAAAUCUGUGGUUUCAGCUUCUUUUAUGUUAAUGUUAAGAUGUCCGAAUAUGUCGUCGUGAACUUUGGAGACGCUGACAAACAUUUUUCGCCAUUUUCUGACAUUUUACAAACCAAACAACUGACUGAUUCGUCCAGCAAAUAAUUCACAGAAUAACAACAGUGAAAAGAACUGUUAGUUUUUGUUUUGAUCGGCCCAAAGUCUAAAAACCUUAAAAAUAUUCAAUUUACAAUUUAACAAGACAAAGACAAUAAGCAGAUCUUCUCUUUUGAGAUGCUAAAAUCUGCAAAUAUUUGAUUUUAUUCCCUGUAUUUCUGAAUUUCAGAUUAAAUUACAGGAUGACUUUUUUUCUGAACUGAAAACACAGAAGGAGUCCAUGUAGCCCAGUUCUGCUGAAUUCUACUGAAUAGAGCUGCAACAAUUUAUUGAUUCGUUGACAACUAAUCUAUCGGUUUGACUCAUUUCUCAAUAAAAACUCUCUAAAUUCGAUAAGUGCUACUUCUUAAAUGUGAAUAUUUUGGGGUUUUUUUCCUCCUCUGUUACAGUAAAGGUAAUCUCUUUGGGCAAAACAAGACAUUUGAGGAAACACUGAUCCACAUUUUACUCCAUUUUCUGACAUUUUAGAGACCAAACAGCUGAUAGAUUGUAAAUAAUCUGUAGUUGCGGCUCUACUCAGCCUAAAGAAAGCAGCAGGUGACGAGUAGUCUGAACGCCCAGAGUUUAAAAAUACACCAGCUUCUAAAAACACGCAACUUAAGGUUGCAGGAGUCAAACGUUUUUGUUUUUUUUAAGCUCGACAACUCCCAAAAAAGGGUCUUAACAUAUAGAAGUCCCCAUGAAUGGUCUGUACAUUUGUGUUAGCAGACAGAUGACACAAACAAGAUGUGAUGAGUUAAUUAGACGUGUUGUUGGUGUAUCUCUGAACCUUAGACAGAGCCAGGCAUCUGUUACCGCUUUCAGAUUUGUGUCGAUUAACCAAAGUGCUUUGGUUGCAUAAGUCAGACAGAAGGCUGAAUGUGAAGCCGGUUUAGUGACACGUUUCUGGAUGCAGAAGGAACAAACCCACACUGACAGCUCUGUACAUGAACUGACAGUCACGUGAGUGUGUUUUAAAAGUGAGAACUUGAGCUGUAAGUUGGAUAUCUGGUGCUUUAGUUUGUGUUUAAGACUAGAAGGUUGAGUGUCGGUGCCUUGUUCAAAGACUCUGUGUCAUGUUGAUUAGUAACUGAUGAGCUGCUGCAGACAGUCGGUGAAAUCAAAAUGUUUAAGACUAAUUAAUCUAUUUAAAGCAGGAAUUCUCUGUCGCUGACUGUGAACCAAACCUGAAUAAACGUAUUCAGUCAAACGUUU
This is a messenger RNA of Stegastes partitus (bicolor damselfish), 4271 nucleotides long. RefSeq names its product zinc finger protein 83-like. Bases 381 to 2582 code for a protein of 733 amino acids. Gene Ontology annotation, biological process: regulation of transcription by RNA polymerase II. Gene Ontology annotation, molecular function: RNA polymerase II cis-regulatory region sequence-specific DNA binding; DNA-binding transcription activator activity, RNA polymerase II-specific. Lineage: Eukaryota; Metazoa; Chordata; Actinopteri; Pomacentridae. Gene Ontology annotation, cellular component: nucleus. The record is from RefSeq and is a predicted model, not a curated record. The transcript is spliced from 9 exons.